AUGAACUCCACCUUGGAGGGUAAUCAGAGCAGCCACCCCUUUUGCCUUCUGGCAGUUAACUAUUUGGAGACUAUCAAUUUUUGCCUCUUGGAAGUAAUGAUCAUUGUUUUUUUAACUGUGCUGAUCAUUUCAGGCAACAUCAUUGUGAUUUUUGUUUUUCAUUGUGCACCUUUAUUAAACCACCACACUACAAGUUAUUUUAUCCAGACUAUGGCAUAUGCUGACCUCUUGGUGGGAGUGAGCUGCCUAGUUCCUUCCCUAUCAUUACUCCAUUAUCCCCUUCCAUUGGAGGAAUCUUUAACCUGCCAAAUCUUUGGCUAUGUGGUAUCAGUGCUGAAGAGUGUGUCUAUGGCUUCUCUGGCCUGCAUCAGUAUUGACAGGUACAUAGCAAUCACCAAACCUUUGACCUAUAAUACAUUAGUCACACCCUGGAGACUCCGAAUUUGUAUUUUGGUUAUUUGGCUCUAUUCUACCUUGGUUUUCCUGCCUUCCUUCUUCCACUGGGGUAAACCUGGAUAUCAUGGAGAUGUGUUUCAGUGGUGUGCUGAAUCCUGGUCCACUGACCCUUACUUCACCUUCUUCAUUGUGAUGAUGCUCUAUGCCCCUGCAGCUUUCAUUGUGUGCUUUACCUACUUCAACAUUUUCCGCAUCUGCCAGCAACAUACCAAGGAAAUUAGUGAAAGGCGGGCACGUUUCAGUAGCCAGAGUGGAGAAGCUGGGGAGGUACAAUCCUGCCCAGAUAAGCGCUAUGCCAUGGUCCUGUUCCGCAUCACCAGUGUCUUCUAUAUCCUCUGGCUGCCAUAUAUCAUUUACUUCUUGCUAGAGAGCUCAGCUGGUUUCAGCAACCGCACCGCAUCCUUCUUGACGACCUGGCUUGCCAUUAGUAACAGUUUCUGCAACUGUGUCAUUUAUAGUCUCUCCAAUAGCGUUUUCCAAAAAGGGCUGAAGAGGCUUUCUGGGGCUGUGUGUGCCUCCUGUGUAAGGCCAACAACAGCCAAGGACCCUUGUCCUUCUAAAAGCAAAGGACUCUCUAAUGGAUGCCAUGUCUGAAAUGGCUUUCAGCAUGUCUGUGUUCCUGGAUGUUUUUCUUUCCAAGUAUUUCUUAGUCAAUUAGGAAAUUCGGAACAAAAAUCACAUCAAGUGAAUAAGAACAAAACUAAAAAGAAAAACCAUCUGUGUUUGAAAGAAGAUUUUUCUGAGCAGUGUUUUAGGGCCAUAAGAGUUAAAACAAUGAACAAAAAAAUCUAAUACAGUUUCUGAAAUGUCAAUGAAAUUAUUCUGGUUCUCAAACAAAUGAUGCCUCUUUCUGCAGCUGGCAUGACUGUAUCUGGAUACAGGGUAGCUUCAACAUCAAGGAAGAUUCUUCAUUUUGUGCGGCUUUAUUGUACGUUUACUUCCUAUUUGUGUUAGGUGUGUAAAUUGUGUCUAUGGCCAGGGAAUGUCUGACUGUGACAGUGAAUUCUAGGAAUCAUUAUGUUUGCCAAAGUAUAACUUUACUACAAGUUUCAACAUUGUCAGUUGGGCCAGGGUGGGAGAGUGGCAGAUUUUAUGCCUCUUUUCCCUGAAUAAGAGCUCUCCACAGGCUGAAUAAUGUGAACCCUUGAACAUUAAACUUUAAAAAUUUGCAAUGAGCCAUGCAAUAAUUGUGCAAUCAAAUCAUGAGGUUGAUGGAAAACUGAGCUAGCCUCAGCUCUGUGCCCUGCUUCACAACUCUGUAAAGAACCAUUGUGUAGAGAUAUGAUUUAAUUUACAGGGUUUGAUAUGUGUGUGAGUGUGUAUGUGCACAUGUGCACCCACACUGUGAAUGUUUGAAUUCAGCCAGAUUUUCCUGUUAC
This is a messenger RNA of Gracilinanus agilis (Agile Gracile Mouse Opossum), 1835 nucleotides long. It is a transcript of the gene GPR21, whose product is annotated as G protein-coupled receptor 21. Gene Ontology annotation, molecular function: G protein-coupled receptor activity. Gene Ontology annotation, cellular component: membrane. The transcript has a single exon. Bases 1 to 1050 code for a protein of 349 amino acids. Lineage: Eukaryota; Metazoa; Chordata; Mammalia; Didelphimorphia; Didelphidae. Gene Ontology annotation, biological process: G protein-coupled receptor signaling pathway. The record is from RefSeq and is a predicted model, not a curated record.